Molecule: messenger RNA, 711 nt
Organism: Camellia sinensis
Lineage: Eukaryota; Viridiplantae; Streptophyta; Magnoliopsida; Ericales; Theaceae
Product: putative small nuclear ribonucleoprotein G
Biological process (GO): mRNA splicing, via spliceosome; spliceosomal snRNP assembly
Cellular component (GO): U2 snRNP; U5 snRNP; spliceosomal tri-snRNP complex
Molecular function (GO): RNA binding
Source: RefSeq, a predicted model, not a curated record
CCUUCUUGUUGGGCUUUUGAAGAGGCCUGGUUCACCCCCUUCCAGAGUGAACUCACCCACGUUUUCUAGGGUUUGGAUUCCAAAAUACAGCUUUUCUGUCUCCCGCUCGAGCUCGCUCUCUCCUCUCUCCUCUCUCCUCUCUCUAGGUUUCACCAUGAGCAGGUCAGGUCAGCCUCCAGAUCUCAAGAAAUACAUGGACAAGAAGCUACAGAUCAAGUUGAAUGCAAAUCGGAUGGUGGUUGGGACACUCCGUGGCUUUGAUCAGUUUAUGAAUCUUGUGGUUGACAACACUGUGGAGAUGAAUGGCAAUGAGAAAACUGAUAUAGGCAUGGUGGUUAUCAGAGGAAAUAGUGUGGUCACUGUUGAAGCGCUUGAACCAGUAAGCAGAGCACAGUGAGGUUGUACUAGUAUUAGUGGAAUGUAGUACAUACUAGCAUGCUUUCUUUAGGAGAAUAGAGCUGCUAGUGUGGGAAUGAAGAAUGUACCAACUUCAAUGUGGCUUUUUUGUGUUACUAGUUGUCUUUGUAACCAUGAUAUAUAACAAUCAGUAGUUUGUUGAUAAGCUCUUAUAUUUUGCUUCUGAUAUCAAUCUAGGAAUGAGUAGUGACCAUGGAUGACUUUAUGUGGCUAUAUGAGACUAUAUCUAUGUGCUGUACUGGGCUAAAAUUCAAUUGAUUGAAUGUAGGCUUGCACCGGCUUAUACUUGCUCCA